Molecule: messenger RNA, 2301 nt
Organism: Neoarthrinium moseri
Lineage: Eukaryota; Fungi; Ascomycota; Sordariomycetes; Amphisphaeriales; Apiosporaceae
Exons: 2
Biological process (GO): piecemeal microautophagy of the nucleus; autophagosome assembly; protein localization to phagophore assembly site
Cellular component (GO): phagophore assembly site; cytosol; extrinsic component of membrane
Source: RefSeq, a predicted model, not a curated record
UUUCAAAUAGACACCGACGAAAUCGAGGACUUCCGCGAGGAAUUCCGCACGUGGAAGCAGUGCGGCGGUUUCGAGAACCGACCUCCCCCCAUCAUCAUCGAGACAUAUAUCGAUACAUCCCGCUUGAAAGGCGGCCAAAGCCUGGUGAUAGUCGACGAGAAUGGAAAGCGAUGGGAUGUCAUAGAAGCCAUGAACUCUUCCGAUUUCUCAAGCGACAGUAGCUCUGGCGGCCGGUCUAAAAAGUCAAAUACUCAACUCGUCCUGGAGAGGUGGCGUGUGGAGUUGAAGGGAGCCGUUCCCGACAAUAUUGAAGAGUUCGGGCAUCUGCUACCCACCAUAUACAAAAAGGCCAUCAUCUUCAUCCGGUCCAUAUAUACAACAACUGGAAUUUUGCCGGCUUGGAAACUCGCCCGAAACUCGAAAUCGAAAGGAUCCCACCCGGCUUUGCAAAUCAAAUGCCGCGUUUCUUCCGGAGACACACGGUCAUCGGGAUUCGACCCUUUGCGGAGUCCGCUCUACGAGGGGAGAGGCGAUGUGUCGACCGACUACAUGUUCGGCCUACUCGAGGUCCCUGUGGGUCGCUUCUAUGCGUCCGUUUCCUAUAGGAACAACUGCGACUUCAAGGUCGUCGAGACGGAAUCGUUACUGAGCUCGAGGAUUGGCCUGGCUAUAUCGGAUGAUAUAUUCAAACCCUCCUUGCCGGCUAGAGAUGACCGACGGGAGUCGUCGGCGGAAAUCGGCUCGUUACCUUACCAUCGCCGUGUUGCGGAUAUAACGGAGAACCAGCAACGAUAUGGAAGUCUGUCAACCUUCCACGGCGAAGGCCCCCACGGCACCAGCCCCAUCUCAGCCCUCAGAGCCAUCAAAUCUCCUGGUUCGGACACGACGUCACCGCCAGAUUCUCGGCCUGCGAGUGUUGAGGUCCCGCCUCACUCACUUCCCAUCAAUGCACCUACCAGACCGUCUAUCAGACCUGACGGAACAGCUGGAAUGGCUGCUUCGUUGCGGGGCGGCCCCCCUGCGGCUGUGGAAAUACCCAUUGUGGGCUCACCCAAACCCAGUGCUACCAACCGAUUCAGCAGUAGUUUCACGCACCGUCGUAAUAGAGCAUCAUUCGGCGGCGCAAGCCGUGCUGGCGACGACGAUCAAACCAGCAGCGGCAAGCAGAGUCUUGCAUCAUCGCUUGCACAGCCUGGGUCGGGACUGUUGAACGAGGCUGGUGGUGGAGGCAGCUCGGGCUCGUUCCAAACUGACGACGACAACAUCCAGGAGUUUCUGAAGGCGUUGGAAAGCAAGCGAACUCUGCAAAGCUUUGAGCCCACAAAGAAGGGAGAGUCGGCUACCAAGAGAACCACGGCACAGCUGUCAAAGUUCCAUCUCAUGCGGGAAUCCAAUAAUGCACUGACCGAGUCACUCAACUCGUCCAUGCAGUUGCAGCCGUCGUCGAGUUCUUCGAGUCGGCAACUUGCAAACGUGCCGGGCAUGUCUGUGUCAUCAUCACCUGGGAAGCCGCUUUCACCUCAUACGCCUCAUACGCCUGCGAUACCAUCACGGCUGAGCGAGAACUCAAGCGCCGACUAUGCAGCACCGGCGCAAGCCCCUAUACGAGCCCGAACCGGUCGUGCCUCGGAGAUACCUGCCAGCGUUCCUGCGACCCUGGAGGGAACAACCGCCAUCGACAUUCCUCUCUCGCCAAGACCCUAUCCUCACGCAAGACGGUCGAGUUCUGCGGCUCACCAAAAUAGGGUGCUGACCGACGACGACGAUGCUCAUCGCAGCCUCAGCCUCGGUGCGGAUGAUCGUGAGCCACCUAGUCUUAGUGCUUUGCUAGGUCGGCACGAAGCCGCCAUCGAGGAUGCGGACGGAACUAGGGAUUCGCCCAUCCUGCAAGCACCUGCCGAUAUCAGAGCUGCAGACUCGUCUGAGAUGCUGAGACAGGGGUCAUCAUCGGCCGAGAGGGAAACCAGACCACCAGGCAGCCUAUUCUCGAGCUCGCCCUACAGACGUUAUGGCAUUGGCGGUGGACGCGGGUCGAGCACGCCGCAGUCCGGCAACAGCAGCCUGACGGGGACCAGUGGUAGAUAUGGCCGGGGCUACUCACGCGGUGGAGCGACGGGACUAGGCGUUACUGGUGCACCUUCAGAAGAGACGGAGGAGGAGCCGCUGCUCUUUGACAUGUCCGAGCUUGGACGUGAACUCAACCGACGAAGCUUGGAGGAAGCAAGAGGAGGUGGAAACGUAGGAUCCGCACCCGAGCGAGGUGGUUAUGAUACCUCGAGAGGCGGCAGUCGCCGUUGGUAG